AUGUCUGCGGUGGAAGCAGAUACCGACUCUCAGAUUUCGAAAGCCAAGUCCAUCCUGUAUUCCGCUGCAGACACAAAGGCAGAGGACAGUGAUGCUGUCGUCGGAGCGCUAUUGGAUCUUGAAAAGUUGAUGAGAAUUAAGAAUAAGGAAGACGAUCAACAAAUGCAAAAGACUUUUGAAGCACUCUCGGGAAACGGUGGUGGUUCUUGGCGUUUGAUCUUCACAACUGGAACAGUGAACACUCAGGAGAGAACCGGAAGAAUCAACUACUUCCCCAUUAAGGCUACUCAAUCUUUCAACGCUGCCGAGGAUCCGUGGUUGAUUGAGAACGGUUUGUAUGCAGGAGAAUUCCCUUUAGUAAAGUUCAAAGGUGACUUCACCUGGAUGGCUUCUCAGAAGAGUGGUGUGACCAAGGUUGAGUUUGAUUUCAGUAGCAUCAAGUUGUUCAACACCUGGGACAUCAAGCUUGGGUCCGGAGAGGCUGCCAGUUUGGGAGCUAAAUCUGGUCUUGGAAGUGAAGGAAACGUCCAACUCGAAAAGAAGGGUAAAAGAGCCUUCUUCAACUGGAUUUCAGCGGACGAAAAAAUCGCAACAGCACGUGGAGGUGGUGGAGGUCUAGCUCUGUGGAAGCGUGUUGACUACGAAGGUGGGAAGUAA
Molecule: messenger RNA, 657 nt
Organism: Cylindrotheca closterium
Lineage: Eukaryota; Bacillariophyta; Bacillariophyceae; Bacillariales; Bacillariaceae
Source: the annotation of a GenBank genome assembly